ACGCGGACUUUGAGGUUGUCUCAUCUCACGCAAGAAAUGACAAUUGAUUUUGAUCCUAAUUCAAUUAGAAGCUUCUAUUGAUUAUCAUAAAUACACAAUUUUGAAUAAAUUCGAGAGGAAGAACACGAACACGGCAGUCCAAAUAUUAAACGAAUAAUAGAGGGGCAGAUGUUAUUGUUAAAGAUCCUAGUCAUUGGGUAGGGAUGUUGGGUGCACUGCAGAUCUUUGAAAGUAUCUUUUUUUAAAUUGUAGAUUGGCUUGAAAUAGUCCAGCUGAGAUGGGUGUUGAGGAGGCGGAAAGAAUAAGGUCUAUUUGGUGCAGUAUAUUGAUUUGAAGGGGCCUGUGAGUGAUGGCAUGGUUUUAUAUUGAUUUUGAGGGAGCUUGUGUUUUAUGGGUAUGGUUCUAUAUUAAUUUGAAGAGUCCUGUGUGCGAUGGGCAUGCUUGUAGAUUGAUUUGAAAGGGUACUUGUGAGAUGGGUAGUAUGGAGGAAGGAUGGGUGUGGCAGCAGCAUGUGAUGGAGGUGACAAGGGUGUGUCAGGAGCAGAGGGACACCCCUCUUCUGUGGGCAGUUGAAGUGAGCAAAUGGCUGAAAGGAGCAGCUGUCAGCAUGCCCUCUGUGGAGCUGGGACAAAUGCUCAUAUCGCAUCUUUGUUGGAGCAACAAUGGACCCAUGUUGUGGAAGUACAUUGAACAGGCUAUGUCAUCCCACAUGAUUCCUUCGUUACUUAUCUUGGCCUUAUUGACUUCCAGGGUGAUUCCCUAUCGCCAAAUUCAGCCCGAGGCAUAUAGACUUUAUCUGGAGCUUCUUGGUAGAUAUUCAUUUUGUUUAGUUUUAACAAAUACUGCUUCCAAUAGCAAGAAGAUAGUUGAGGCUGUUGAUGAUGCUCUUCAACUUUCCAGAACUUAUGGCAUACCUGUGACUGAACUUGGGAAAACUGCAGUGCUAUUUACUUUUACGGUUGUUUCCACUUUGGUCAGUGCAAUAGCAGAAGAUUCAGGUCUGCAAGUUAGAUGGUUAGAGAAACAAUACCAGGUAGGUGGGAAUGUGGGACAACAUGACAUGGCAAUAGGGGCAGAUGAGGAUGCUAAUGAGAAACGACAUCAACAUCAAGAGCAUUUACGGAGAACAAAUAUUGUGAUGGCUAUUGAGAUGGUUGGGAAACUAAUGGAGCACAAAAGAACAUCUACCUUUUUCCGUCUUGCAUGUCAAAACAUGACUGAACAGUGGAGUGAUUUAUGUCAACACCUGCAAGUAUUAGAAGCUCAUUCAUCAUCACCGAGUUUAAAGAUAGAUGGUGGAUUAUUUACACGGUUGAUUGGCUCCAUUAAAAGGUCUUUAAGCCUAGAAUAUCAGCCUAAGCAACACCAGGCAAUCAGAGCAUUUAUUGAUUCCAGUUAUCGGACAUCAGCAUUUGGGCACAGUUAUGGAGUAGGCCAGUCUUCCAUGUGGCUUCCUUUUGAUUUGUUUAUGGAAGAUACAAUGGAUCGAAAUCAAAUUCAAGCUAAAUCUACUAUUGAGAUUUUAACAGAACUGACAAAAUCUCUCCAAGCUGUAAAUGGUGCAAGUUGGCAAGAGACUUUUUUAGGUCUCUGGACUGCAUCUCUUCGGCAUGUUCAAAGGGAACGAAAUCCCAUUGAGGGUCCUGGACCCCACCUUGAUUCACGGUUGUGCAUUCUACUAAGUAUUACACCAUUGGUUAUUGUUUCCAUUAUUGAGGAAGAAUAUAAGAUUAUUGAAGCUGCCAAGAAUAAUGUAUUAGGAAAUAUUGUGAACACACGUGUACAUGACAAAGAGAGGAAAAUCAUGGGGUUAGGUACAAGGCAGGCAGCCUUAGUAUCAAGUCUUCAAAUUCUGGGACAGUUUGAGGAACUGUUAAAACCCCCUGAGUCUGUACUCUUGGUUGCCAAUCGGGCUGCUCUUAAAGCCAAAAGCUUGGUUUCUAGCCUUAACUGUGGAUCUGGGAGCUUCAAUGGCCUUAGCAGCAAUAGUGUUUCAAGUGCAGUAGAGGGAACCAUGUGGCACCUAAUUGUUGAAGCUUGCAUUGCCAGGAAAUUGAUAGAUUCCUCAGCAUAUUUAUGGCCAGGCUAUGUUGAAAGAUUAGCGAAUCCUUUAUCUCAUUCUACAGCAGUUCAAGAUUUUCCAUGGUCUGCUUUUAUGGAAGGAGCACCCUUAUCUGUUUCACUAAUAGAUGCUCUUAUUAAAACUCCCGCUUCAAGCUUAGAAGAGCUGGAGAAGGCGUAUCACAUUGCAAUGAAUGGAUCAGAGGAGGAAAGGUCUGCUAUGGCUAGCAUUUUAUGUGGUGCAUCUCUUAUCCGUGGAUGGAAUGUCCAGGAACAUGCAGUUCGCUUGGUAGUAAAUCUUCUUACACCUCCUAUUCCUGUAGAUUAUCAUGGAACUGGAAGUCAUUUACUGGCAUAUGCACCAUUUCUCAAUGCUGUCCUUAGAGCAAUAACCACUCAUGAUAAUGUUCAUGUUCUCUCGUUGUAUGGAGUUGUUCCACAUGUUGCAGCUGCAUUGAUGCCAAUUUGUGAGACAUUUGGAUCUAUUUUGCCUACUGUGCCACAGAUGCCAAGCAAAGGGGAAGAAGUUUCAGUUUACACAAUCUUCACAAAUGCUUUUCUUUUGCUGCUUAGGAUGUGGAAGUUCUAUGGAUGUCCCCAUGCACAUUGUUUUACUGGACUAGGAGCUCCAGUUGGUACAGAACUUGCACUUGAAUACCUUUUAGUCUUGCAUAAUAGUAAACUGACUAAAGAUAAUGAAAAUUAUCAAGUUAAAAACUCCUUGUACUCGGGCUCUAAUUUGCCACAAGUACUAACUGCCCCAGAGGAUCAAACCCUUGGAGCAACUUCUUUUUCCAAGCCAUUGUUUCUUGACUCAUUUCCAAAAUUGAAAGUUUGGUACUGUCAGCAUCAAGCUUGUAUUGCAUCAACACUGUCGGGGCUUGUUCCUGGGAAUCCUGUGCAUCAAGUUGUUGAUAGACUUCUGAAUAUGAUGUAUUGGAAACUGGGUAAAGGAGUACCACCACUUACUACUUCUGUGGCAUCUGGGAGUAGCAAUCUGAGCAGCUCUUCAGGAAGUGCAGGAGGGGACACAAUUCGCAAGCCUCUAUUAUCGGCAUGGGAUAUUCUUGGGGCUGUGCCUUUUGUGGUAGAUGCUGUGCUGACUGCUUGUGCACAUGGAAAAAUUUCUCCUCGAGAGCUUACGACAGGCCUCCGAGACCUUGUGGAUUUUCUUCCAGCUUCUAUUGCAACUAUAGUCAGCUACUUUUCUGCAGAGCUUACUAGAGGUGUCUGGAAACCUGCAUCAAUGAAUGGAACUGAUUGGCCAAGUCCUGCUGCAAAUCUUUUAUCAAUUGAAGCUUUGAUAAAGGAGGUACUAGCUGAUACUGGUGUUCAUGUACCAAGCCUUGUCAUAGGUGGAAAUACAUCAGCUACCCUUCCAUUGCCAUUAGCAGCACUUGUAAGUCUGACAAUAACAUUCAAGUUGGAUAAGCAUUCGGAAUUCAUGACUGGUAUUGCUGCUUCAGUUUUGGGAACUGCUGCGGCUGGAAGUCCAUGGCCUUCUAUGCCUAUUGUUGCGGCACUCUGGUGUCAAAAGGUCCGAAGGUGGCAUGAUUUUAUUGUCCUUUCUUCCUCGCGUACAGUAUUCAUGCAUGAUAAGAAUGCUCUUGUACAGCUCCUCAAAAGUUGCUUUACUGCUACUCUUGGAUCUACAAACAAUUUGAUGUCAAAGCUGACAGUUAAUGGUGGAAUAGGAGCAUUGCUGGGACAUGGUUCCUCUUCACAUUCCUCUCCUUGUGGCACAUCUCCAGCGGCACCUGGUAUCCUUUAUCUCCAGACUUAUGACGAAAUGUAUGACAUAAAGUUUACAGCUGAAGAAAUUCUCUCACUUGUGGUUGAUGCAGUAAAAGAUUCUGUAACUAGGGGAAUGGAUUACCAACAUUCUGGCCAAUCCCUUAGAGCUCCACAGCGCUUAAAAUCUCAAAAUAUGUCAUUGGCAAAUGCAUUGGAAAGAGCUAAACUAGCUUCUUCCCUGGGAGCUUCCUUACUCUCUAUUUCUGGUAGGUUGGGACUGGUUCAAAUACUUUAUCAAGAAACCUUGCCUACUUGGUUUUUGUCUGGAAACAGAAUCAAGACAAAAAGUGUAGCAAGUGUUUCUACACUGGAAGGCUAUACGAUAGCACAUUUUACCUUUCUUUGUGGAGCUUGCACAUGGGGAAUAGACACUUCAUCAUAUUCAAAGAGGAGGGCCCAAAUUCUUGGUGCCCACAUGGACUUUCUGGCAAGUGCAAUUGAUGGGAACAUGUCUAUGGGAUGUGAAGAUGAAACAUGGAGAGCAUAUGUAUUGGGUUUCCUUGCAAUGGUAAUUAAUUGUUCUCCUAAUUGGAUUUGUGAAGUAAAUACAGAAAUUCUCAAAAGACUGGCCACAAGGUUGAAAUGGUGGCAUGAGCCUGAACUUGGUCUUGCUUUAUUGGAGAGGGGAGGUCCUCUAGCCAUGAAUGCAGCUGCUGAACUUGUUUCUAGUUAUUAAGUUACCUUUCCUGAAUAUUUGUUUUUUCAGGUUUGCUCUCAUGUUUUAACUGUCUUUUAAUGCUCUCUUGGCACCAAUUAUGAUCUUGCUCUAUAAUUUUUUGGGAUUUUAGAUCUUGAUAUAGUUAGUACUUUGUCCA
This is a messenger RNA of Cryptomeria japonica (Japanese cedar), 4670 nucleotides long. Its product is annotated as mediator of RNA polymerase II transcription subunit 33A. NCBI's taxonomy places the organism in Eukaryota, Viridiplantae, Streptophyta, Pinopsida, Cupressales, Cupressaceae. Bases 473 to 4531 code for a protein of 1352 amino acids. The record is from RefSeq and is a predicted model, not a curated record. The transcript has 12 exons. Gene Ontology annotation, biological process: regulation of phenylpropanoid metabolic process. Gene Ontology annotation, cellular component: mediator complex.